Messenger RNA from Helianthus annuus (common sunflower), 5406 nucleotides. RefSeq lists its product as uncharacterized. The record is from RefSeq and is a predicted model, not a curated record. Lineage: Eukaryota; Viridiplantae; Streptophyta; Magnoliopsida; Asterales; Asteraceae. The transcript is spliced from 13 exons. Gene Ontology annotation, molecular function: zinc ion binding. The coding region runs from base 443 to 4780 and encodes 1445 amino acids.
UAAAAGAAAAAAAAGCGGCAGCUGUACACCAAAACCAGAGUCUCCUCCGUUUUUUGUUUCUUUCAUCGCUCAUCGGUUUGAGCUAACAGAAGAUCGUCAAAAUUUUAACACGAUCCAACCAAAUUUAACCAAUUUUGAUCAUAGAUCGGCAACUAAGCUGCCCAAUUUUUAUUUCCUUUUUCGGCAAUUUCAGUUUUUUGGUUUCGAUUUCGUUUGGUAAAGAUUGCCGUAGUUUCCGAUCUUGAUGUUUGGGGGUAAUUCCUUGAUGGGUUUUGAUGGGUUUUCGAUUAUCUGAAAUGGGUCGAUGAGGGUUUCGAAAUUUGUUGCGGUUUUGUAAAGUUAGUUUUGGUUGAUUGAGAUAUUAUAAGGUUUUGUUGAAAUUAGUUAUAUUUUGGGGGAAAAGGUGUGUGUAUUGGGCCCUUGUUGUGGGGUUUUGUUUUGGAUGAUUUCUGUUGGGAGCAGAGAUGGUAGGAAGGGGUUAAGUUUGAGGUAUGGUGGAGAUAUGGAUUUAGAGACAGAACUUGAAGAAGGAGAGGCUUGGGUUCAGAAUAAUAAUAAUAAUGAUGAUGAUGAUGAUGAUGAUUCAAAAAUUGACCCUGAUGUUGCUCUCUCUUAUCUUGAUGAAAAACUUCAAGAUGUAUUGGGACAUUUUCAGAAAGAUUUUGAAGGUGGCGUUUCGGCCGAAAAUUUGGGGGCAAAGUUUGGGGGAUACGGUUCGUUUUUGCCUACUUAUCAGCGUUCGCCUGCUUGCCAACCUUCAAAGACGCCACCAAAAGUUCAUGUCAAUAAUGCAUCCCCUAAUGAUCUGCAUCUAGAGGUAGGUGGUCGUCAGAAUUCUGUUUCCAUAUCAAACACAUCUCAAACAACAAGACAUGGAUCGUCUUUGACCACCAGUGCGCCGCCACCAGCACCACCACCACCAAGGGGUCCGGCAAUGAACGGUAAAGUGAAGAACGAUCUACACAUGUCUUCUGCUAGGGCUGCUGACAAGUUGUUCACUUCUAACGGUCAGCAAUCCAUCAACGACAACUUUGGUAACCCUUGUGACCAAAAGUCACUAAAGGUCCGAAUCAAAGUUGGGUCUGAUAACUUGUCAACUAGAAAAAACGCUGAAAUUUACAGUGGACUUGGGCUUGAUGUAUCUCCGUCAUCUUCCUUAGAAGCCAGUCCCGUAAAUAGUGAUGAUAUAUGCCAUGUGUCUAAUGACAUCCCUUGUGAGGAAUCCCCCACUAGUAUUCUCGAGAUGAUGACGUCAUUUCCGGUUCUCGGAGGUUUACUAUUAUCCCCGCUUCCAUAUGAUCUCUUGUACUUUACCGAAAAAGAAAAACGGGAAGAUAGUAGUUGUGGGUCCGUACAUAAACGAAACGAGCAAAGUACCUAUACAGUCAAUAAGUCUGAUUCUAAAACAGAUCGAAAUGAGAAAAAGUCAAAAACCGAGGAUAGUUUUGCUUCGGUGGAACCGUUAAACGGCAUUGACAGUGUAAAAAAAGAAGAAUCUUUGGAUUUCAAAAAAGGUGACGCUUAUAAGGGUGAACCAUUGGUUAUACCUAAUGAAGGAUCGUUGGAUCCGGUUAUCGUCGAUGAUGAUGUUCGGGUGGAGAAGCCUAAUAAAAAGAAUAAUAAUAUCGUUGUAGAGGCAAAAUCGGAUUCAGAUGUUUCAAAAAGUGGUAAAGUUUUUGAUACCGGACUAGUAAAGCCUCCAAAGCAGACGCUUGCUCAAAAAGCUACAUCGCAUGAAAAAGACAGCGUGAAAUUGGCGGUAACAUCAUCUUCCGGAAGCAAAAAGAAAUCAAAAGGAAGACACAGUUUAGAAAACGGUCUAAAGAACGAUAAUUCGUCAUCGAAAAAUAAAACUAAUGAUUACGUGUCGAAAUCGGAAGACCCUAAAAACAAUAUUGGGAAGGUGAGAGAAACAUAUAAAGAUUUCUUUGGUGAACUUGAUCCCGAACUUGAAGAUUGUGAUGACGUGGCAUUGGAGGACAAACCGGACAAGCCUAAGGAAUACAGAGAUGCGGAAAAAGGUACUCAAGAAAGUGUCAUUGUGUCCAAAGAGAGAUUAAACGGAAACAAGUAUCCAAAACCAUCAUCGUUAGUUUAUCCAGCAGUAGGCCUGAUGGGCCUGGGCCCACCUACAAUGGGAAAUGGUGGGCCUGUGUCUGAUACGGCUGCUGCAACAGUACCUGCCGUAGUUAACGAAGAUUGGGUUUGUUGUGACAAAUGUGAGAAAUGGAGGCUUCUUCCACUUGGUGUAAAUCCCGGCAGCCUUCCUGAGAAGUGGCUCUGUAGCAUGCUUGAUUGGCUGCCCGGAAUGAAUCGGUGCAGUAUCAGUCAAGAGGAGACAACAAAGGCUAUGACUACCCAAUUUCCCGGCCCUGCACCUACGGUUCAUGGGUUUCAACCUGGUGGACCCCACCAGCCAGGACCGAUACCGGUUGAGCCACUGCCACUGCACCCUGAUCAAAGACACCAACCUUUUGGUCGACAAUCUAGUGUAAAGAAAAAUCAUGGAAUAAAAGAUGUAUCAAACGAACCGCCGAAGCAGGAGAGACCCUCGAUGUCUUCUAAUUCCACAAAAAAGAAUCUACAAACGUCAAAUAAAACUAGGAGCUUGAAUGGUGCAAACCAGUCCCCUGUUGUAAAUGAAAUAGAUUUUCAAGAUUCGGGCCAUUCUAGUAGCUUGAUUGCAGAAAAACACAAAUUGAAGCACAAAGAGAAGAAGAAAAAAAUACGUGAAAAUUUUGUGGAUGAAGGAAAUAACGCGCUUCAAUUGAAGAUUAGAAAUAAAAGAGAGACUAGUCAAGAUUAUUCCAGAGAUUCCAAAAAAAUGAAAACAGAAGAUAAUCACUGGACCCCGAAAGAUCGGGCUUCAGACCAUAACGAAGCAGUCGGUAAGACAAUUAACAACACCUCCGUUAAUGAUUUACCUUCAAGAAAAGACCACCCGAAAUACGAUGAUCACUCAAAAGAUUCAAAAUCUACCUUAAAAGUUUCCGGUAUAAAUCCCAAACAUCCAAAUGGAACUUUUCACGAAAGAGAUCUUGUAACGAAGAGGAAGUCUCAUGAGCUUGAUGAUAAUACGCAUAUAGAAGAAACGAGCGAAAACAGACAGAGAAAGGGUAAAAAGGUCAAAAUAUCCGAGGAAGAAAAAGGUAGAGUAUUGGCGGCUACCUCAAGCUCUUCUAAGGUUUCGAGUUCUCAUAAAAUGAAAACCAACAACCAUGAAGCAAAAGGGUCACCUGUGGAAUCAGUUUCUUCAUCUCCGUUAAGGAUUUUAAACCCCGAUAAACUUACGACUUCUAAAAGAAAUAUCGGAAGCGUUGAUAAUUCUCAAGAUCCUAAUUACCGAUCAAAUACAUUCAAGAAGGAAUUAGAUGUAGGAGAGUCUUUAGAUAAGGGUGUACCCUCUCUUGAAGUUGAAUCCUUAGGGGCAAAACUGUCAAUUCAAGGAGAAAGAAGGAAUGAUGAUCAAUCUCACUCCAACGGAUCUCGGGCGAGGAGAAACGGGAAAGGAUCGUCUUCAAGAUCUAAAGAGAAAAACCGGAGUUCUAAAUCUGAUAUUGAGAAGAUUAAUGUUAAAAAGUCCGAACGUAUGACUGAAAACUCAGAUGUAGAAAAGUCAAAGGAGGGACGAAAUAGACCGGUAGAUAUAGUUGACGAUAAACCAUCCGUUAAUCCGAGUAAAUUUGAAAAAGGGUCUGCUUCAAAUAAAGAAUCUUCUGGAAAACCGGUCUCGAUUCAAGAUGUUAAGCAAAACAACAUGCCAAUUGAACGGGACAGUGAAAAAGUUUCAAAACGCGAUGCUUUGGGAAAAGGAAAACCACACUCGUUACCGCCGUCUGGUAAAAGUCAAAGCGAGUCAACACGUCCUCCCCAACCUGUUGUAAGUUCUCAGAAGGCAAAUGAUGGUGUUGAAGGCAGUGAUGCAUUGAAAUCGAUAAAACAGAAAAAGAAAGAUGAAAAUCAGAACGGAAACCAGUCGGUGAGUGCAAGACAUCCCACACCAAAUGGACAUAAGGGAACACCGAGUCCACUCAGACGGGAAUCAUCGAGUCAGGCUGCAAGCGCUAUAAAAGAGGCGAAAGCUCUUAAACACAUGGCUGAUCGUCUUAAGAAUUCCGGAGAAAAUCAUGAGAGUAAUUCACUUUAUUUUCAAGCAGUCCUAAAGUUUCUUUACGGGUCAUCUUUGUUGGAAUCUAAUUAUAGCGAGAGUGGCAAACAUGGUGAUAUGAUUCAAUCAAUGAGCAUGUACGGUAGCACUGCAAAACUUUGCGAGUAUGUUGCUCAUGAAUAUGAGAAACUAAAAGAAAUGGCAGCUGCCGCACUAGCCUACAAAUUAGCUGAGGUGGCGUACUUAAAGGUGGUUUAUUCUUCACAUACAGGUGCCUCAAAAGAUAGACAGGAAUUGCAAACAUCUCUUCAAAUAGGUCCUACCGGUGAAUCUCCGUCUUCAUCUGCCUCUGAUAUCGAUAACUUGAACAAUCCAGCUGCUGUUGACAAAAAUGCCCUUGCUAGGGGUGUUAAUGAUCCUCAAAUUGGUGGAAAUCAUGUAAUUGCUGCUCGGAUUAAACCCAACUUUUUGCGGAUUCUUAACUUUGCACAAGAUGUCAACUUUGCAAUGGAAGCUUCUAGAAGAUCCCAAAUCGCUUUUGCAGCUUGUGGUUCACAACCAGAACAUUCCCACCAUAAAGAAGUAAUCAAACGGGCUCUUGAUUUCCAUUUCCAAGACGUUGAAGGAUUGUUACAACUCGUACGGGUCGCAAUGGAAGUAAUUAGUACGUGAUUUCGGUGGGAUUGAAAAAAAACUAAAUGGAUUUAUGAGCUAACCACGUGUUUGUGUUUAUCGAUUAUGUUAAAUCUUGGGGAUUUGCAAACAAGUGGUGAAUUACAGUUUGUACAAGUGUACAGUAUUAGUUGAAAUGCGUUACUUUCUGAUACGAAUAAGGACCCAAGAUCCAAUUCUGAUCAAAUAAAAGUAGCAGAUUAAAGAUUUUUGAUCAGAUUAGUGAGGAUGGUUUUGAAACAACUGUAAGAAAGGUUGUUAAUUUGUUAUAUCUUGAUUGUCAUUUGGAAAGCGUUGACGUCAAGUUUCGUCUUUUGAGUUGAUUGUUCUGUAUAUAAUGGAGUUACAUUAGAUUAGAUUCAGCAGUGACAGAAAUCAUUGAGUAUAUACUUGAUGUAGCCUUGAGGAUGGUUUAACAGAUGAAUGGUGGGGAAAUGCCUUGAUGAUGAUGAUGAUGAUGAAUUUGUAUGUCAUUUUUCGUUUGUUGCUUGUUGUAAUGGGGACCUACCAUGUGGACCUUGGAACUUUAUAUGUAUGAGAGAAUGACAUCGAUACGGACACUACUUUCGAAACCUUUUUUAUGUGAAUCUAAUGAGCAAACGUUCCGGCACAUUAUUUGUUUAAAA